Cetraspora pellucida is the source of this 183-nucleotide messenger RNA. Lineage: Eukaryota; Fungi; Glomeromycota; Glomeromycetes; Diversisporales; Gigasporaceae. The record is from the annotation of a GenBank genome assembly.
AUGUCGGAACCAUUUCCGAUGCUUGAACAACCUAAUCGAGCUCUGUCGAGCCAGGAUAUACGGGAUGAAUAUCUAAGCCAGCAUAAUAAAAUCCGGGUCUAUCGUUUUACAUUUCAAGAAAUAGCGUACGAUCCAGAUUUAUCUGGUACUGGUACUGGCUCAUGUGGGCCUUCGUCUGAUUAA